AUGCCGCGAAGGAUAUCGCCGUCGCCUUCUACAGAUACAGGUCUUACCAACCCGUGCCGACUCGCGACUGUUAGGACACAGAGACCAGUGCCAAAGGGUAUCAAAAAGCUGCUCGGGUCGACUACGGAGUCGGGCGGUGGCGUCCAUCAAUACCCUUCAUCGAACCGCGGUCGUCUUGUUUCCCCACCUGAUCGUCCAUUCGAACGGUGGCCUGACUCUGCUCCGCUCGGAGCCCCCGCUGCCCCAGUCCAGGCGAUAUACGCUCCUGCAUAUCCCGCACUCCAUGCCCACGCCACCACCGACACCCACCCCGGCGCGCCACCGUCUGCCCAGCCCAGCCAGUACGACUCGCCGCCACGCUCGCAUGGACGCCUUCAAGAGCGGCCAUACGUUCUCCCAGAUCAGUCGCAGAGGGCGACGUCGUCCGAGUCAGCGCCCGUUGGGGAGAAGCAGGCGAUCAGUGCUCCGAGUCGCCGCUAUGACGCUCGCGCCCGCGACUCCCGCUUUCAGCCGUAUUCUCGCCCACGCCCGCGCUUCCUGGACGAGAACGAGCGGGACCCCUCCAUCCGGCGUACGCUCGCCCCUGGUGGCGGCGCUCGCCACCAAGAGCCGGGAGGCGACGCUGUCCAGAUGCGCACCCUCGAGCGGCACGACAUCGACUUGCGCGGCUACAACGGCCAACCUUUCCCAUCGCCGCAACCCGAACGUGGCGCCGCUGUUCAAGAAGCGGUACAUUACAUCCGUGUGCCCACUUUCACGAAGCAGGCUGCGCACGCGCGAUCGGACGACCUCAUCCGGGCAGAUCCGACACGCUUCACAUCUCCGUCCAGGACCUCUCAGCCUUCGGAGCAGCGCGAACACGCCCGCGUCGAGGAUAUCAGGUACCACGAUCUACCGUGCCCCAUCUGCGCAUACCAGCCCAAGCACGUGCACCCGGACGCCCUGUUGCGUUGCGCCCACCGCGCACACACCGCGCCGUCCGUUACCGCCACCGAUGCGGCCUACGGGCUUAAUGAAGCGGUCAACGUGGGCCCUGAGCACACAUACACCGAGCCUGCGCCCGCGCAGACGUCCAUACAGCCCUACGCGAUCCAGUGGCAGGAGGCUUGUCCCUCCCCAAACGCAGAGCGGCCGUCGAGUCCGAGGCCACUCCGGUGGAUACUUGCCCAACCCGACGAGUUCCACGCCACUGUGUACUGGCGCCCUUCUAGCGACAUCGACCUGGAGAUCUUCUCGCAGCAGGAACAGGUCUACGCGCCCGACACCGGCAUAUUUGCAUCGGACCCGACGGGACUCAGCUACUCAGGCGCGGAGCUGUAUUCCCAAGAUGCGCGCGUUACUCAUUCGUCUGCAUCGCGUAUUCAUGCGCACGACCCCCACGAUUUGGAGGGCAAUCAAGACCAACACGUCGUGGACGUUCCCGCCGGACGCCAGCGCGAGCAUCCCUCCGUGGCCCAAAGCUCGUUGCCUUACGAUCGUCGAGGAUCACACGGCGAGUUUCCCCAUAACGCGAUUUCCGCGCGGGGACCACAGCCGGUUCGCGAUCUGCCUCUGUUGACCGCACUAGAGAGCGGUCCGCGCGCUCAUCCCGCGCCGUCGCGCUCGGCGCAGACGCCCCAAUAUCAGGGGGGCGCGCUCCGUGCUCAGUCGAUGGUCGUCCACGAUGGUCCGGUCAUGGCACGCCCCAAGGCGUCCUUCGCGCUUGGACAUACCCUGUCUGCGAGCCCACUCUACCAGCCGCAGGGCUGCUACAGCCCCGGAGGCCUCGACAGCUACCCCGCCCAGGAAGCCCACUCAUCGGCGCGCGACUCAUCGCUGCGUGCAUUCCCCCAAGGCCCUUCUACUCGGACGACCAUCCGGCUUACAAGGGCUUCAGACGAGAGUGAUCAACUUCAGUGUUGA
Molecule: messenger RNA, 1902 nt
Organism: Trametes versicolor FP-101664 SS1
Lineage: Eukaryota; Fungi; Basidiomycota; Agaricomycetes; Polyporales; Polyporaceae
Exons: 2
Coding region: 1-1902 (633 amino acids)
Source: RefSeq, a predicted model, not a curated record